GAUCUCCCCUCACGCACACACUGCAGAUCCAGCAUCCCUGUGCACACACAUCUCUGCACUACACCCCGAUGGUGACAGGCACACAAAGGACCCGGGCUGAUGUCCACUGUAGCCCUGCUGUGUGUCAGGCUGCCUGCUGUCCCUCUCCUGUCCCCUUUCCCCGGGGCUGAAUGGUUAUGUAUGAAUGAUGCGUCUAGAGCUGCUCUGGGUUGUAGCUGCUGUGAUCUUUGCCAUGUCUGAGCUGGGGUUUCCUCUGGAGAACUCGUCAUUCCCCACUGACACUGCUCAGCCUGAAAACGUCACCCAAUGGCACCAGACCCUGGAACUUCCCCAAGUCACUUACCCCAGCAGGUUGGUUGGGCAGACCUCAGGAUCUGAGACCCCCAGAUAUCAACUGGACACCUGGGUCAGAAAUGAGACAAGUCCAAUCUUGUCAGCCCAUCUCGCCAGAGUCAGUUUCCUGGUUCCAGCGUUUAGGAAAGAGCUUAUCCUGGACUUGGAGCUAAAGCACCAUCUUUUAUCAUCUGGCUACACUGAAAUAAUCUACAAUGAUCACAACAAUACUCGGGUGCAGAGUCCUGGUUCAGCAGGAGAUCACUGCUAUUACAGCGGUCAUGUGCGUGGGGUAGAGGUGUCAUGGGUUGCCAUCUCCACUUGCUACGGGCUCAGUGGGGCAUUUUCGGACGGCAUGUUCACCUAUACCUUAUACCCCCAGGAUCACAGCACUGAGAAGUCUCUGCCAUGGCCUCAUGUCAUUCAACGGACCAGGAUGUGCACAGAACCAGACUGUGAGCACCCCACUGACAUUCCAAGAAGCUCAAAAAUUCGCAGGAAAAGACAGGUCCGCCGGAUUGUACGCUCUGCUUUGUCUGAAACCAAAUACAUCGAGCUCAUGGUGGUCAAUGACCGACGUUUGCUUGAUCAGCGGCAGUCUCUGGGUCUUACAAGUAGUUUUGCCAAAUCGGUGGUGAAUUUAGCAGACACUAUUUUCAGGGAGCAGUUAAAUACCAGGAUCGUGCUGGUCGCCAUGGAAACCUGGACUGCAGGAGACAAGAUUUCAGUGAGCGAAGACCCUCUGCAAGUGCUGGCCGAUUUCAUGAAGUACCGAAGCACAGAGAUAUCUGAACAUAGCGAUGCCACUCACCUCUUCUCAGGGCGCACAUUUAAAAGCAGCCGUAGUGGAGCAGCCUACUUUGGUGGAAUCUGCUCUCUGACCAGAAGUGGAGGAUUGAUAGAGUAUGGAAGCAUUGGUGCCAUGGCAGUGACGCUGGCACAGACUCUGGGACAAAACUUAGGCAUGAUGUACAACAAACCCCGACCGGCUGCUGGUGAAUGCAGCUGUCCGGAUCUGUGGCUGGGCUGUAUUAUGGAGGACACCGGGUACCACCUCCCCAAGAAGUUUUCCCGCUGCAGUGUUGAUGAAUACCGCCAGUUCCUGCAAAAUGGAGGAGGGAGGUGCUUAUUUAACAAACCCCUUAAGCUGCUGGACCCUCCAUCCUGUGGGAACGGAUUUGUGGAAGUGGGGGAGGAAUGUGACUGCGGUUCUCCUGCUGAAUGUAACAGAACUGGAGCUGGAAACUGCUGCAAGAAGUGUACACUCAGCCAUGAUGCCAUGUGUAGUGAUGGUCUGUGCUGCCGCCGCUGUCGGCAUGAGCCUCGGGGGACCGUCUGUCGGGAGUCAGUUAAUGAAUGUGACGUGCAAGAAACUUGUCCAGGAGACUCCAGUGUGUGCCCACCCAAUCUCCACAAACAGGACGGAUACUUCUGUGAUGAUGAGCAGGGCCGAUGUUAUGGAGGCCGAUGCAAGACCAGAGAUCGUCAGUGCAAUACAGUGUGGGGACGCAGUGCGUCUGACCGGCUUUGCUAUGAAAAGUUAAACAUUGAAGGGACGGAGAAGGGGAACUGUGGGAAAGAUGGAGAUAAAUGGAUUCAAUGCAGCAAACAAGAUGUGCUGUGCGGCUACCUCCUAUGCUCCAAUAUCUCCGGAAGCCCAAAGAUUGGAGAGCUGUUCGGUGACAUCACCAGUAUGACCUUCUACUACCAUAACCGAUAUCUGGACUGCAGAGGGGGUCAGGUGAUGCUGCCAGAUGACUCAGGUUUGGGUUAUGUAGAGGACGGGACGCCAUGUGGACCCAACAUGAUGUGCCUAGAUCGGAAGUGCCUACCGGCAACCACAUUCAACUUCAGCACAUGUCCAAGCAGUGGGAGGGGAGAGGUGUGCUCUAGCCAUGGGGUUUGCAGUAAUGAGGGGAAAUGCAUCUGUCAUUUAGACUGGACUGGGAAGGACUGUAGUGUUUUCGAUCCUCUUCCUGUUCCUAAAGUCACCGGGCUGGUGGACAAAUAUAAAGGUCCGAGUGGCACAAACAUCAUCAUUGGGUCCAUUGCAGGAGCUGUGCUCAUUGCUGCCAUUGUACUGGGGGGAACAGGCUGGGGAUUCAAAAAUAUUCGGAGGGGAAGGUCUGGAGGUGGAUAGCCAAACUGCCUGGGACCUCUGGCACACUCUCUUCUGGCCAUUUCCCAAUAUUCUCUAUCAUUCCCAUGACACCUCUAGGCCUUGCUAAGACAGACAAGAUGGCGAUCUGUUGGAAUGCGGGAAGAAUGAACGGGUUGCAGUAGGGAAACUACAAUGACUAUUUAUGGGAUCUCUCUCUCCUGGUCUUCCAGAACUGGAACAUAAACUGUCUCGCCUGCAGGACAGUGAAGAACUGCUAGUGGGCUUCAUACGCCAGAAGCCUCAAUGAACUUAUCAGUCUUAAAGGCUGGAGCAAUGUAAUCCUAGAAAGGACUGACCCCCUAAUUACAUGUCACUGCCAUUAGUCCACUUUGAUAUUGGGGAGGACUGACCCUUGUAAAAGGAAAAAACUAAAAAAAAAAAAACUAUUUACUAUAAUGGGAUCAACAACUACCCAAAUGAUGUAUCCCUCGCCGCUAUACAAGGGAUAUUUUACUGCCCAGCACUUAAGUACAACGUUUACACAAGGCCACAGCAAACCAGUCAGUCACUAAUUUUGCAUUCUAAAGCUAGCCACAAACAAGACCUUAAAAUGGUCAAUUCCACAAAAUGUAUCAAAAAAGUAUGUAAUGGAGUCACCAGGAUUAAAAGUCAAAGCCAGGCCUUUUUUUAGAUUGGUCACGUUUAGGUUGAAUCGCCCUUUACGUGUCCCAUAGACUCCAGAUGUGGCACUUUCCUCACACUAUUUUGGCUUCAGCCCCUUACUUACAUUAAAGGAGGUCUCUUGGGGUUGGAUUCUUUACAUAUCUAUUUUACCCAAUGGAGGAGCACAACAUGGCUGUAUGACUUUCCAAUGGCUGUGAAUUUAGAAUGGGCAGUGCUGGUGGGAAUAGCUCACCACUGGAGUCCUCUCUGAGAUAUAACAGAGGCUGGCCCCUUAUACUGGCCCUCUGACUUCAGUACUUAGAUUUUCCUGGUUUGCAUACUUGUUGCAGGUCACUGAGCCACAGAGAACACAACAGUCCUUAUCUGCAUGCUUGCUACAAAAUCAAUAAAGUACUGAAGCAAAAGGUUCAGCAUGACAGCCAGGCAACUAACAUUUACACAUUGAAGAGUCAACAACGGCAUCCUUCACUGAUUUCAGUAGAGAGAAUUGUGAUUCUUAGAAGAUGGCCUGGUACUAUAUUGCAUGCUUUUUUGGUAAUUUAUUUUUUGCACAAAAUUGAUCAAUGCUAGUUUCUGAUUGGUUGCUGUGGCUACAGUAUCCAUUUAGCUUGCAUUUUAGUGAAUGAGCUGUAGAGUGGUGGCAGCCUUUUUGGAAUUAUUCUAUACCAAUAUGAGCACAGCUGAUCUGUUUAUCAGAAAAGUAGUUAAUGCUUUGUGAGGUCCUGGACACUGGUAUGGAUAAUCAUAUACCAUCUGAAUAACCAUUUUUAUAAAAUAUGUUCAUCUACAGCCUUAGAAAUAAAAAAAAAAAAAAAGAUACAACUCCUAGUCAAGGAGCUGUAAGCAGAGCCACACAAAGCGUUCUGCAUAAUGGGACCACCGACAUACAGGAAGAACCACAAAGCCAUCUACCUAGCAUGCAGAUACUCCUUUACAAAAUCUCAGAAGCCUCUAUGGAGAAGGAUUGUAGAUAAAGUGCCACUGUUUUGGAGAGUUAAAGCAAAAGCCAACAUGCACUCUGCCGUAAACAUCAAUGUAGUCUUUCUACCUCAAAAAAA
Messenger RNA from Rana temporaria (common frog), 4176 nucleotides. It is a transcript of the gene ADAM11, whose product is annotated as ADAM metallopeptidase domain 11. The record is from RefSeq and is a predicted model, not a curated record. Gene Ontology annotation, molecular function: metalloendopeptidase activity. Bases 185 to 2473 code for a protein of 762 amino acids. The transcript has 27 exons. NCBI's taxonomy places the organism in Eukaryota, Metazoa, Chordata, Amphibia, Anura, Ranidae. Gene Ontology annotation, biological process: proteolysis.